AUGUUGAAGUCGACCUACAAGCCCGCGCCUGCGGCACCUGCCCCGCCCCCCUUGCCUCCGGGCUGGACUGAGCACAAGGCUCCCUCAGGCCACACCUACUACUACAAUGCCGAGACUAAAAAGUCGACCUAUCAACGCCCUGUCGCCGUCCCCGAGCCCGUUCAACCACAGCCUCCAGUCCACCAGCCUUAUGACCAAAACGCUUUUCCCGGCGCGCCGUACCAGGCCGGCUUCCCUGCGCAAUACCAGCAGCAAUUCCCUGUCCCACACCACGGCGGCCGCGGCGGCUUCCGCGGUGGCCAUGGUUACCAGGACCGUCGUCGCCACCAGCCCGAGGAUAGGCCCAAGCACAAGUAUGCGAUCCCGGACUGUGCGCCGUGGGUGCUCGUCAAGACGAAGCUGGGGCGACGGUUCGUGCACAAUCCGGACACGAAGGAGAGCUUCUGGAAGUUCCCCCCAGAUGUGAUGAAAGGCGUUAUAGAGUUCGAUCGCAUUGAGCGGGAGAAGAAGGAACGGAUAGAUCGUGGCGAGCCGAGUGAUCUUGAGGAUGAGGAGGCUGCAGCUGCUGAGCUGGCGGCUGCUGAUGAGCGCGAGGGCAGUGGUGUGCGUCCCUCGGUGACGCCUGCAGCAGACAAUAAAGGCUACGACAGCGAGGAGUAUGAAGAGGUUGAAGUCACAGAUGAGGAAGACGCUGAAGAAGAAGACGGGCCCUCGAAACGACAGAAGACUGGGGAAGAAGGUGAAGAGGCUGUUGAGUUUGACGAGGAUGAUAUUGCGUGGCAACUUCAGGCCAUGGGUGAAGAUUAUGGUCUGGACCCCGGCGAGUACGGCGAUGUUGGCGAGGACCUGCCAGAGGGCGCAGAAGGUCUGCCGUUGACCGACGAGGACGCCAAGGCCCUCUUCAGGGACCUACUUGACGAUCACAACUGCAAUCCCUUCUCCACCUGGGACAAAAUCAUCGAUGAAGGCCGCAUCAUCGAGGAUGACCGCUAUACUGCUCUCACCACUAUGAAGGCUCGGAAGGAAACUUGGGAGGAAUGGUCUCGCGAUAAAGCACAGGCGCUCAAGGAGCAACGCGAGAAGGCCGCAAAGGAAGACCCUGCAAUCCCCUAUCUUGCGUUCCUACAAAAAUAUGCCACGCCAAAGCUCUACUGGCCCGAGUUCCGCCGCAAGUACAAAAAAGAGCCCGAGAUGAAGAACCCGAAGCUUCUCGACAAGGACAGGGAAAAGUGGUACCGCGAGCAUAUCAGCCGCCUCAAGCUUCCCGAGAGCACCCGCAAAUCCGAUCUGUCUAGCCUCCUUAAAUCUCUGCCCGUCACCCAGCUCAAUCGCUCGACAUCGCUGGCUAACCUGCCAUCGGCGCUCUUGCGUGAUCUGCGAUUUAUUUCUCUGCCAACCUCUUCCACAGAAGAAUUGGAAGAGGCAGAACGGAAAAAGCAGGAUCGUGAACGGAGAGAAAAGGCCCUGGCGGAUCGUGAGAAGAGGGUACAAGAAGAAAAGAGGAGACAGCAGAGAGAUUUGGCUUAUGGAAAGGGCAGACUCAGAGAGGAAGAGGAGGAACUGAGAAGGGCUAUGAAGAUCGGCAAGGAGGGUUUGAGGGCGCAGCUAGGUGAUCUAGGGGAGAAGGAGGACGACAAAGAGGAGGCAAAAGCUGAGUAG
Molecule: messenger RNA, 1659 nt
Organism: Lasiodiplodia theobromae
Lineage: Eukaryota; Fungi; Ascomycota; Dothideomycetes; Botryosphaeriales; Botryosphaeriaceae
Product: WW/Rsp5/WWP domain-containing protein
Exons: 3
Coding region: 1-1659 (552 amino acids)
Cellular component (GO): nucleus
Molecular function (GO): transcription coregulator activity; RNA polymerase binding
Source: RefSeq, a predicted model, not a curated record